AUGAGCGACUUGAGAGAACGUCUCGCGCGAUUGGGACUGUCCCAAUACCACGAAGUGUUCACGGCCGAAGGCUUCGACACUUGGGAGACUGUGCUCGACAUUACAGAAUCCGACUUAAGUUCCCUGAACGUCAAGCUUGGACAUCGUCGGAAACUUCAACGGGCCAUUGCCGAAUCGCGCGGACAGUCUUCUGAUCGGCCCCUACCCAUCAGUCUUACACGAGCUGGAAGUACUGCCGGCUCAUAUCGCAGUGACGACUCAGGACCAGAGGGCAAAACCAAGCAGCCAGACUCUACCAACCCUGCGCCGGGUGGCACAGGGGCCAAGCGAAAAUACCGGCGGCAUCCCAAGCCCGACGAGCAUGCCCCAGAACGCCCGCCAUCGGCCUACGUCAUCUUCUCUAACCAGGUGCGAGAGUCACUAAAGGGACAAGAUCUUUCCUUCACUGAGAUCGCCAAGGUGGUAGGCGAGAAAUGGCAAGUGUUGCCCGCCGAGGAACGCGAAGGUUGCGAACGACAGGCCAAUGGUGCGAAAGAGAAGUACUACGCGGAGUUAGCUGAGUACAAGAAGACGCCAAAUUAUGAGGCCUAUCAAAAGUAUCUCGAAGACUUCAAGGCGAAACACUCAGUGCCCACCAAAGAAGGCAAACGUUCGAAGCUAGAAUCCGAGCCCAGCACUUCAGCACGAGGCAGCUACGAACAGAACGAUCAAGCCACAAACCGAAGAUUAAGUACUAUCCAGUCAGACGCCCAGACAACAGUACAGCAGAAAUCCGAUCCAGCCCAGCCCGUUGGCCCUUCACGACUCCCUGCCGGUCCAGUCUAUUCCUCAAACUCAACGUCACCGGCUAACCGUUCCCUUUCUGGCUUCAACUCCCCGCGCUCAGGCGAGCAAUUCUCCCCUACUUCCGCGUCUCCACGUAUCAAUGGCUUGCAAAGAGACGGAGCCUUUGAUCCAUCCGCGCCCAACCCUAUUCGGGACCCAAGGAUUCCUUUCGAUGCCAACCCAUAUCAUCAACCUUCUGCGUACAACCUGGAUCUUCACCAGAAAAUCACAUCUACAGCACCGCCUUCUUAUCCCCAUUCAACCCACUAUCAAGCGCCUAUCGAUAUGCUUUCUCGCAGGACUCCGCGAGAACCUGCGCGUCUUCCUCCUCUCAGCCACGAGGACACGACACUAUCAUCCGAGAGCGGUCACAGCACCCAAGGGUCUACGGGAUAUCCUUUCACAGUUUAUUCGGCGCAGACAUUACCUGUAGACCCAAGCAAGACGAUGCGCAUGCUUCCCCAACCAGUGCCUACAAUGGGUCCACUAGCCUCUCCAUUGGAUCGACCGAUGCCACAGAUGCCUUCACCCCACCUCUCACAUAACCCCCAUGAUUAUCGAACGCAGGGGUCACUCGCCGUCCUCGUGAGAGCAGGAGAGCUGGCGUCGAGAGCAGUGGAUGACGACGUGAUGGAGACCGAAGCUUCGCCUUGA
Messenger RNA from Alternaria atra, 1479 nucleotides. RefSeq lists its product as uncharacterized. Gene Ontology annotation, cellular component: nucleus. The transcript has 6 exons. Gene Ontology annotation, molecular function: protein binding. Gene Ontology annotation, biological process: regulation of gene expression. NCBI's taxonomy places the organism in Eukaryota, Fungi, Ascomycota, Dothideomycetes, Pleosporales, Pleosporaceae. Bases 1 to 1479 code for a protein of 492 amino acids. The record is from RefSeq and is a predicted model, not a curated record.